Messenger RNA from Alosa alosa (allis shad), 3805 nucleotides. It is a transcript of the gene cyria, whose product is annotated as family with sequence similarity 49 member A. The transcript has 13 exons. The record is from RefSeq and is a predicted model, not a curated record. Bases 308 to 1279 code for a protein of 323 amino acids. Gene Ontology annotation, molecular function: small GTPase binding. Lineage: Eukaryota; Metazoa; Chordata; Actinopteri; Clupeiformes; Clupeidae. Gene Ontology annotation, biological process: regulation of actin filament polymerization.
UCUAGUGAAUCUGAGGGAGGGGUAUGCUUUAGGAAAGAUCGUUGUAACGUUAGUGCAGUUGAAGGACGUGGAAAAGUAGCACUUUUUGGUUUUAUGUGAAAGCGCUGGACAUCUACUUUCGAAAAAAACUGGAACAACUCAUCGGAGCUUCAAGCAGGCGGAUGUUUUAGAAGGGUUCCACCCAGGUCCUCCUCCAGAUAAGGAUGUGUUGGGAUCAGAUGACUCAGCUGAGUGACUCUCCAGCUAGUUCCUGACUCUGCUUCCAGAAAUGCCAUGCUGGCAUCCUGCAGUCAUCUAGUUUGCUGGAAUGGGUAAUCUACUCAAAGUCCUGACAAGGGAAAUAGAGAACUAUCCCCAUUUUUUCCUGGACUUUGAAAAUGCACAGCCUACAGAUUGCGAGCGGGAGGUGUGGAACCAGGUGAACGCCGUGCUGCAGGAAUCUGAGAGCAUCCUGUCAGGCCUGCAGGCAUACAAAGGAGCAGGACAGGAGAUACGAGAUGCGAUCCAGAACCCCAGUGACAUGCUCCUGCAGGAGCGAGCGUGGAACUCGGUGUGUCCACUCGUCAUCAGACUCAAGAAGUUCUACGGCUUUUCCAUCAGGCUGGAGAAGGCCCUGAAGAGCCUGCUGGAGUGUCUGACGUGUCCGCCCUACACGCCCAUGCAGCACCUGGAGAAGGAGCAGGCCCUGGCCAAGCAGUUCGCCGAGAUCCUGCACUUCACGCUGCGCUUCGACGAGCUCAAGAUGAGAAUUCCUGCCAUCCAGAAUGACUUCAGUUACUACAGAAGGACUAUCAGUCGAAACAGGAUAAAUAACAUGAAUCUGGACAUUGAGAAUGAGGUCAACAACGAGAUGGCCAAUCGGAUGUCCCUGUUUUAUGCAGAGGCCACACCCAUGCUGAAGACCCUAAGCAACGCCACAACAAACUUUGUCACUGAGAAUAAGACGUUACCCCUGGAAAACACAACAGACUGUCUGAGCACCAUGGCCAGUGUGUGUAAGGUCAUGCUGGAGACGCCAGAGUACAGCAGUCGCUUCAACAGCGAAGACACGCUGCUCUUCUGCAUGCGGGUGAUGGUGGGCGUCAUCAUCCUUUAUGACCACGUGCACCCCAACGGGGCCUUCAACAAGUCCUCCAAAAUUGAUAUGAAAGGAUGCAUAAAGGUCCUGAAAGAACAGCCAACAGAUAACGUGGAAGGUCUUCUAAAUGCCCUGAAGUUCACCACCAAACAUUUGAAUGACGAGUCCACUCCGAAAAACAUCAGGACUAUGCUUCAGUAAAGUUGUUUUUUUGUUUUUUUUUGUUUUGUUUUGUUUUUGUUUGAUUUGUUUUUAUAUAUAUGAGGAGGAUCAAUGUACUGACCUCAAAGAUGUAUAUGUUUACAUUAUUUAAGGACUUGAUGUUAAUACUUGUGUGUAUUUACAUAGUCAUUCCCUCCAUGUCACUGAAACAUUGAGAAAAUGUACCUUUUUAUUCUAUAAAAUCCAAUCUACCAUCGCUGAUUGCCUAUACUGUUUGUUGAAAUACAAAAUCAAUGAUGCCUUUUUUUUUAAAAGAAAAAAGAAGCCUUACAAACACUCUUGAAAAUCAUUUGCCAUGCAGCUAUCUGAACCUACAGCACUCCCAAUAUAAUGAAGUGAUCAUAUUUAACCAAAGGGGGUCGUUUUGUUUGUGUUGUGUCCGUGGGAUGGUGGGUUUGGAAGCCUACAGCAGUAUUGGUGUAUUGAUGGAUGGUCUUGGUAGGUUAAUGCAUACAAACUGUGCUUGUGCGAAAUGUGUUACUGCCCAAGGGGAGACCACGUGCCACAUAAAAGUCCCGGAACCAAAUGUUCUUUUUGUUCGUUUGUUGGUGUGCGUGUUGAAUUUUGUUCACUUGAUGUGUUUAUAAACUGGUUUUGGAAGUUUGAUGGUAUUUUUUUUUAUCUUUUGUAAUUUUUGUUUUCCAACUGCUUGGGUUUUUCUUUGGCUCGUUAACUUCUCACGGAACCUAAGUUCUCCUCAACAUUUACUUUACUUUGUGAAAUAAAAUAAGAUGACCUGAAGUGUUCAUCCUCAUAUCUGUAAACUGCCCCGUCUACACAGUUUAGGCACUCUUGAUUCAAAUGUUAUUCAGCCUAUUUAAAAAGUAAAAAAAAAACACAAGCUUUAAGUGACUUUUAAUAACCACCUUUUAGAAACAGGAAUAAAUGUCCGUGACCUGCACUUGUGUGACAGGAAAUGUCCACAGUGUGAGCGGACGACAGUACAGGACAGCACAGUAAAUCGUGUUUGUUUGAGAACUAGCCUGUGGGAAUAGAGAGGUUUGUGCUUAUGUUGGUGCAGUUUGUCUUGAGUGUCUUGCAUAGCUUCCAGGUAAACGGGUAUCUGUAAAUCUUGUGAACAUUUUAAUUGAACUGUCUGUCAAAACUGAAGCCACCCCAUAGUCCAUGCAUGCAGUACUGACUCUUGUCAUCAUGGCUGACAUCAUGACUGCUUAUAGAUAUCAAAACAUGACUGAUUGGGACAUUUACCAAUCAGAAAUGAUGAGUCAUAAAAUGUGUGAUCUCAUCUUCCAGUCAAGCCAAGAAGCUGCCUAACCUUUCUAACUUGGCUUUGCAGACAUUCAAAAAAAGCAAGUUUUCCCUUCCUGUUUUCUCUCAUUUGCUCUGCUUCAUUGAUGCUGUACAGAAAAGCGCUUGAGACACCUGCUACAGAUGAAAUGCUACUUGUGAAGUACUUAGUGGAGUAAACGGUCAGGUUUCUGCAUUGGCCAGGGGGCAACCAGUUCUGUGCUGCUGUUCUUCGAUUGUGUCCUUCAGGAUGAUCUUGCUGAACAUUUAUUAAGAUUCAUGCUCACACAAGUUCAGGUUGAAAACCUAAGUGGUCUUUUGCCCUCAUUUUGAGUCCUUUUGUGGAUUCUAUUCCUGAAACGGAACUUCAGUGAGGGGGCAUUGCAUAUCAAUACAAACAAAGAUAGUUUCAGCAUGUUUGGAGCACUUGUGAGAUUGGUAUGACUGUCACAUGCUUCGAACAAAUGAGCUUUUUGUCUCAUGGCCAUGCCACAAUGUAUCUGAUUUGUGGAUUUUGGUAAUGACAGAAUUUGCUGUGUUGUGUGUAUUUUUUUUUUUUUUUUUUUUAACCGUUUAUAAUGGGGGCAUGAGUGGACCAAUGUGUCAGACAAUCACCUACUGUUAGUCCACUCUGGGACGCUUGAUCAUUCAAGUAAACAACAGUGUUUCUGCCCAGCACAAGUUGUAGAUCUAGAAAAAAAAAUUGUGAAUUUUGUUGCGCUUUCAUUCAAAACAGAUCUUUGUGUGUGUGUGUGUGUCUGUGUGUGAUUGCUAUGGGAAGAAAAAUAAUUUGGGCAGACAUCCAUAGAUGUUCACAGGUAACUGAUUUGUUGGAAUUGUGGGAUCGUCAGAACCCAUCUGAAAAGCCAUAAACUAACCAAUGCAUUACUAAUAGAGCCAUGAAGUAAAAUAAUACUUAUUUUACUAUAUUCACAGUAUAUACCGCUGACUCAUGGUGUAUUAACUGUAUGAGCUAUAGCAUUCCAUAUCAAUUGCAAUUGUACAUAAGGUAAAUGCAUUUACAGUUUCUGCAAAAACAUUUUGUAAGAGACAUCAACUUUGAUAGACACAAUGCCUUUACAGUGCAGGGUGAAACAUUUGCAAAUCAUUUUUGAAUAUUGAGGAGAUAAGUGUUAACUGACGUUUGUUUUAAUAUUUCUUUAAGCUGAUUUGUUUUAUAUAAACAUCCUGUGCCACUUGCCUGUUGCAUAUGGAAUGGAUGUGUGGAUCAACAAUAAAAUUGGUACAUUUUCAGCA